Molecule: messenger RNA, 7144 nt
Organism: Acinonyx jubatus (cheetah)
Lineage: Eukaryota; Metazoa; Chordata; Mammalia; Carnivora; Felidae
Gene: DMTN
Product: dematin actin binding protein
Exons: 16
Coding region: 124-1341 (405 amino acids)
Biological process (GO): cytoskeleton organization; lamellipodium assembly; actin filament bundle assembly
Cellular component (GO): plasma membrane; actin cytoskeleton
Molecular function (GO): actin filament binding
Source: RefSeq, a predicted model, not a curated record
GCACUUUCUGCUCUCGUGGCCCGGAGCGCGCAGCGCCCAGGAGCCGGGCAGAGCCUGACGCCCUGUCGUCAACCCUCGCGCACGGGGCUCUGCGGGUGACCGGACCGGCCAGCUUCCUGCUGCAUGGAACGGCUGCAGAAGCAACCACUUACCUCCCCUGGGAGCAUCAGCUCCUCCCGAGGCUCCAGUGUUCCUGGCUCUCCCUCCAGCAUCGUGGCCAAGAUGGACAAUCAGGUGCUGGGCUACAAGGACUUGGCUGCCAUCCCCAAGGACAAGGCCAUCCUGGACAUCGAGCGGCCUGACCUCAUGAUCUACGAGCCCCACUUUACCUAUUCUCUCCUGGAACAUGUGGAGCUUCCCAGAAGCCGGGAGCGCUCACUGUCACCCAAAUCCACAUCCCCCCCACCAUCCCCAGAGGUGUGGGCAGAGAGCCGGUCCCCUGGAACCAUCUCUCAGGUUUCAGCCCCAAGAGCCACUGGGACCCCACGGACCAGCCUACCCCAUUUCCACCAUCCUGAGACAACCCGCCCAGAUUCCAACAUCUACAAGAAGCCACCUAUCUACAAGCAGAGAGAGUCCAUGGGAGGGAGCCCUCAGAGCAAGCACCUCAUCGAGGACCUCAUCAUCGAGUCCUCCAAGUUCCCUGCAGCCCAGCCGCCUGACCCCAACCAGCCAGCCAAGAUUGAAACCGACUAUUGGCCAUGCCCCCCGUCGCUGGCCGUCGUGGAGACAGAAUGGAGGAAGCGGAAGGCAUCGAGGAGGGGCGCAGAGGAAGAGGAAGAGGAGGAAGAUGACGACUCUGGGGAAGAGAUGAAGGCUCUCAGGGAGCGUCAGAGAGAGGAACUCAGUAAGGUUACUUCCAACUUGGGAAAGAUGAUCUUGAAAGAAGAGAUGGAAAAGUCAUUGCCUAUCCGGAGGAAAACUCGCUCUCUGCCUGACCGGACACCCUUUCAUACCUCCCUGCAUGCAGGAACAUCAAAGUCAUCUUCUCUCCCCGCCUAUGGCAGGACCACUCUGAGCCGGCUACAGUCCACAGACUUCAGCCCCUCUGGGAGUGAGACUGGAAGCCCAGGCCUGCAGAAUGGAGAGGGCCAGAGGGGGAGGAUGGACCGGGGGAACUCCCUGCCCUGUGUGCUGGAGCAGAAGAUCUAUCCCUACGAAAUGCUGGUGGUGACCAAUAAGGGGAGAACCAAACUGCCUCCAGGUGUGGAUCGGAUGAGGCUUGAGAGGCAUCUGUCUGCGGAGGACUUCUCAAGAGUAUUUUCCAUGUCUCCUGAAGAGUUUAGCAAGCUGGCCCUGUGGAAGAGGAAUGAACUCAAGAAAAAGGCCUCUCUCUUCUGACCACCCCUCCCACUCCUUGACUGACCCUGUCCCCUGCUGCUUCAGGGCUCUGGAGCUGGGUCACUAGACCCCAAAGCAUCAUUCCUUGGGGGAGCAGGGAGGUGGGGUGGAGGUAGGGUUGGCUCCAUUCCCCAGGUGAGGAGGAACCAAGACCUCUGCAGUGCUGGGGUUGUAGGACAUGAACUUGCUUCCCCAUAAUGAGCUAGGGGGGGCCUCCUUCCCUCAUCCCUGGUCCUCACUGCACAGGGCAAACCCAGUUUGGACUCCAGCACACACAGAGUUAAUGUUUGCACCCUCUCCCCACCCCAACCCCACAUGAAGGUCCCCACAAGAGAGUGAGGAGAAACGAGGCAGCAUUAGUGGUCAGGCAUGUUGGCUGUCUUGACCAAAUGGGUGGGUAGGACCCUCGGACCUGCUAGGAGGCAGGUGAGGGUGGGAAGCAGCCAGGCAGGCAGGGAGAGCCCCAGGAUGCUGUGUGCACCCAAGCACGCCUCCUCACCUCACCUUGGACAGCUUCCCCUACACCUGGGCCUCUGGCUUCUCUGACUCUUAGCAGGAGCAGGCUUGAACUCAGCCUCUAACAAGGAGGCCACCCUGCCCUCCAGCUCACCUUGUCCUCUCCUUGUGACCCCUAAGCUUCAGAGCCUCUUGCUCCAGCCCUGUGGCUUCCCCAGAAGCCUUGGCUUAGAGUGGAGAUGUUGCAGAACCUCAGCCCGCCGUCAGCCUGCAGGCAAAGUCCGCUAGACUUCUAGCACCCAGGUCCCGGGCAGAACCCAGGCCUUCAGGCUCCUUAGAUGGGAUCAAGAGGCCAGGCUGAGUGUCCUGGCUAGCAGGUCCCGUCCAUUCCCACGCAUCCCCCACCACGCUGUCUAAAGAAUGUAAUUUAUUGGGGCACCCCCCCAGCUGCUUUCUCUCCUAACUCUCUGCCCUACUUUAAUCACACUCCCAGCUUUUCUUCUCUACAGAAACGUAUGUGUAUAUAAUUAUAUAUAUAUUUUUGCCUGGGGCUGGGUUUGGUACCUGCCCAGACUCUGGCAUCCCUUUCCACUGUGUGUGUGUGUGAUAAUGCUGUGGGAGGGGGACUCUGCUUGGAAUUAAAAGGUUGCACUGGGCCCCCAAAUCUAUUUGUUCUUUCUGAGUCACCAGAUCUGGGAAGGAGGGAGAGGUGACACCAGGAUGAGGAAAUCCAUGGGAGUGAGGGUUCAAAUGGGGAGCACGUAGGGUCGGAAGAGGUGGGGACAGCACACACACUGCCCUCAAAAGCAGGAGCUAGCAUAGCAGGGUCCCAUCUGCCUCCUCUUCUGGGCUGUGUGAUGGUGGUGUGGAGGAAGGGCAGAAAGUCACACUGUGGAGCCUGAUAUAGGAGCCAGCUGGGAGGAAAGCUUGUCUGUCCUCUGUUGAGGCCCUAUAUACUCACCUUGGCAGUCAAGCUCAUCAACACCUGAUGUGAAUACACCCUCUGGGGCCUAAGAUACUCACUGUUCAAUGGGGAGGCCAAACACACAGAGCAGUUCAAUGGUGUAGGAGUAGGCGGUGAGCUGACUUGUGAAGAGCAGGCGGGGAAAACCAAUCAGUGGAGAAAUGCUGGGUGAGAUCUAGCGGAAGGCUGGUUAAGUGGAGGCUGAGGGAGGAGGUGGGUCACAUGGUCUUGGUUGACUUAGCAAGGCCUCCGGUGGGGGGGGUUGGGGGUAGACAGGGAACCGGAGUGUGGAGGUGGGUGGAGGGGGUGAAGGUUAGAAGAUCAGAAGAACUUCAGGUGUGGGUGCUUGAAGGGAGGGGCUGGGCUCACCUGGCCAGAACAGAACCCAGAUGUGGGUGCAUAAAGAGGCGCGCAGUCAGAAGGACUAGGUGAGCUGGAGUGUGAACCUAAGAGCUGGAACCUGAUUCCAGUCUGCUACCCCUGAGACGAGUUUCUAUCCCCUUUGGCUGAAACAAAAGCAAAGGGGAUAAGAAUCCCUCCAAUGCAGACAAUUAUUUUAAGCUGUAGAAGCUCUGAUACGUCUACAACAUGGUUUUAUCCUUUCAACAACCUGCGAGGUAACAGCAUAGAUCAUUUUAAUCCUUUUAGGCAAUGAGAAAAUUGUAGAAGAGUUCAGCCGAAGCCUGAAGGUACGUGUAAGUGAAUGAGUGGAGAAUGGAGACAGACAUCCAAGUUUCAUCACUGUUAACCCAGGACUUUCCCCAAUGUAGUUCCCUCUCAAGGGGUAGCAAGGAGGGCCGACUAGGAGGCGUAGAGAGAAUAGUCUCCAAUGCCAGUACCCAGUUUUAGGUGUUCAACCAAUGUUUGGAGGGCUUACCCUGUUCCAGCAUUAGAGAUUCAGCGGUGACAAGGCCAGCAUCCUCAGGGCCACGGAACUCCCAGGGUGUUGAGCACCAAGGGAUGCUGAGGCAGUGUUUGAUCACAAUUCACUGGGAAAUGCUUUUGGUGGGGCAGACUGCAUGCUAACACCUAAAGGAUUUUAAGUUCCUGAGAUUUGGAGACCUGAAGUGGAAGUGGGUCCCUAAAACAAAACCUUAGAAGAAUCUCUCAGUGCCUCUUCCUGCAACACACACACACACACAUGCACAUGAACAGGCACAUGUACAUGAACAGAUACAAAAUCUUCAUGAUUACUUAGCAGUUUGCAAAACUUUUUUCAAAAAGUGUAUCUUGGGGGCACCUGGGUGGCUUAGUCAGUUAAGCCUCUGGCUUUGGCUCAGGUCAUGGUAUCACGGUUCAUGGGUUUGAGCUCUGCAUCAUGCUCUGCUGUCAGUGCAGAGCCUGCUUCGGAUCCUCUUUUCCCCUCUCUCUCUGCCCCUCCCCUGCUCACACUCUCUCAAAAUUAAAUAAAAACAUUAAAAAAGUAAAAAUUACAUCUUAUUAUUAGUAAUUGGAAUACAUUUAUAAAUUGAAUUUUAUAGUUAAUUAUAAAAAUGAGUGAGAACAAAGAAGUUCUGAUGAAUAAAAAUUUUUGAGAUUUGUAUAUGACAGUUGCCCUUUUUUGUUGCAUUUGGCUGCAUAGUAUCAGGAAAAUCCUGAUUCAUACAGAUAAGUAGUUACAAAAUUGUGGUGGUUUAAAAAUGCACACAAAUCCAUUCUCAUUCCUCCCAUCGAGUGGCAGUGUCCAUGCCCCCUCUUCUUGAAUCAGGGCUUAAGUGACUUGCACAUUUAAAACUAUUCACCCUCCAAUAGCCUUCCACCCUCAUUUAAACUGACAGGAGAAAAGGCUUUAUUCAAAGGUCUUCUCCCCAAUGAGCUAAUCUGUCAGACUUUAACUGCAGUUGACCCUUGAACAGCAUGCAGGUUAGGGAUGCUGACUCCUCCGUGCAGUCGAAGAUCCACAUACAACUUCUUACUGCCCCCAAAUCUAACUGCUAAUAGCCUGUUGACCAGAAGGCUUACUAACAUAAAACAGUUAAUGAACACAUGUUUUGUAUGUUAUAUGCACUAUAUACUGUAUCCUUAGAGUAAAGUAAGCUAGAGAAAAGAAAAUAUUAAGAAAAUCACAAGGGAGAGGAGUACUUGGCUGUCUUGGUCAAAAGAGCAUGCAACUCUUGAUCUUGGGAUUGUGAGUUUUAGCCCCACAUUGGGUGCAGAGAUUACAAACACAUACACACACACACACACACCCCAAAAAAAUAAGGGCACCUGGGUGGUUCAGUCAGUUAAGUGUCCGACUUCGGCUUAGGUCAUGAUCUCACGGUUCCUGAGUUGGAGCCCCACACUGGGUUCUGUGCUGACAGCUCAGAGCCUGGAGCCUGCUUUGGAUACUGUGUCUCCCUCUCUCUCUCUUCCUUUCCCCCACGUGUGCUCUCUCUCUCUCAAAAGUAAUAAACAUUAAAACAAAAAACAAAAACACACAUAAAAAAACCUUUUAAAAUUUUUUUUAAAAAGAAAAAAUCUUAAGGAUGAGAAAUUACAGAUAGAGUGUUGCACUGUAUCUAAAAAAAUGCAUGUAUAAGCAGACCUGUACGGUUCAAACCCAUGUUAUUCAAGAGUCAACUGUACAUCAGUGGGCUCCAACACUUUUGGCAUAUAACACGUUUCCGCUAACAUUUAUUAGAAGUUCUAAGACAAAAUUUUUAAAGUGAAGCCAAAUGAAAGGUUAUGAAUUCCUGAUGCACUUUCACUAUAUCCCAGAGUUUCUUGGGGAAAGCUGAUUUAAUCCAUUCAGCUGCUUCCCUUACCUAUGAGGAAGCUGGCCCAGAAAAACACAGCGCAGGACUGGACUCAGGUCUCCACCUCUCCAGGUGGCCUCUCUGUACACAAAAGGCUUGUUUCUUCCCUUUGUUCUUACACAUUCUGGCCUGAAAGUUUCCUCUUCUUUCCCAUAGGGCUCCUCACAGGGGCCCAUUUGCAGAUGGACUAUUUUAAAAGGUCUCUUUUUCCCAAGCAGUUGUCAGAGAACUGAGAUCCAAAUGCCAGCUCUGGAUGGGCUGGGCAGAACCCUGCCCCCCACCCCCACCCCCCCUCGUGACUUAGCCUGGACUCCAGGCUCCACUCCAGGGUACACAGCCAUCUCUGGACAGGUCGUUGUCUCCUGGGCCUCAGCCUGACUGGUAAAUGGAGCCCAAAAGGCAGGGCUAGUGCGGUGAAGCCCCAAGACCCCCUCCCCCCAGCUCUAGGUCCUACAGCUUUGUGAUAGAGGCUACCCCUCACCCUCUCAUCAGAUGUCAGUGGUCAGCAGGAAUACAUUUUGAACAGAUAUCAGCCCUCUUCUCAGAAAGAUCUUUCCAUUCCUGAGGGUUGGAGGUGGAGGUGGUAGGGAAAAUGGGCUUUAAACUGUCAAUAGUUGCUGCUCCAGACGUUCCAGGAAACCCUGCUCUUGUUGAGGGUUCUGCCUGUGUAAUUCUUGGGCUCACCUUGCCCUGGUAGGGGGCGCCUCAACAUGGGAGACCCAUCUUCUGUUUCUUUCCUUGGUGCUGCUAGAAGGGCAACCGGGCCAGUUGUCGCUUCCUCUGCAGAACCUCUGCACCAGUGGUGUAUCCACUUAAAGGAACAAGCAACAAGGGAAAUUAAUUUUAAUAAUCUAGUCCGUUUAACCCAAUAUAUCUAAUAUAUUACGAUUUCAACAGGUAAUCAACAUCAAACAUCAUCAGAGAGCUAUUUUACAUUUUCUUUGUGUACUAAGUCUUCAGAAUCCGAAGUGUACUUGACCUUCGGCACAUCUCAAUCAGGCCUAGCGCGUUUGUUUCAGGGCUCCACAGCCUCAUGCGGCCAGUGGCUACUGUGUUGGGCAGAGGGCGGGGGUAGGGGCAUCUAGAGACUUACAGGAUCCACAGACGUUCUCAAGCCUGUCUUCCUCGGGAGGAAGAAACCUCCCGGUCCCACUCGCCCUUCUCGCUGCCAUCUGGCUCCCCAGGGAGCCCUGGCAGCACUUGAAGGCACCCCUCCGCUGCGACGCCGGGCUUCAGCGUCCCCCCUGGCUCUCCACGGGCGAAAUACGUCGGCGCCCGGCCUCCUUCCCGACCACGCCGGGCCGGGCCGGGCCAGGCCGGGCCGGGGCUGGGGCGGUGGGCAGCGGCUGCCCCGGCGGGCCGAGGCGGGGCGGGCCAGGCAGGGCCCCGCCUCCUCGCCGCGCCUCCCGGGCCGCGCUCCGCCUGUGAGCUCCGCCGCCGCUGCCUCUGCCGCUGCCGCCGCCGCCGCCCGCCGCCGCCCGGGAGCCGAGCCGAGCCGGGCCGGGCCGGGCCGCCAACAUGCUGAGCCGGCUCGGAGCGCUGCUGCAGGAGGCCGUGGGGGCGCGGGAGCCCAGCAUUGACCUGCUGGAGGCCUUCGUGGAGCACUGGAAGGGCAUCACGCACUACUACAUUGAAAGCACAGGUG